Molecule: messenger RNA, 1008 nt
Organism: Marasmius oreades (fairy-ring Marasmius)
Lineage: Eukaryota; Fungi; Basidiomycota; Agaricomycetes; Agaricales; Marasmiaceae
Exons: 5
Coding region: 1-1008 (335 amino acids)
Source: RefSeq, a predicted model, not a curated record
AUGUAUUCUACCAGGAGUUUUGAACGAACACUUACGGACGCGGGCGGUCCUCCGAACACAGCUCCAAGGCUUAUUCCUCGAUUGUUAAAUGUAUCCGCCUCCCAUAUCUUGUUCAUCUCUCCCCCCAGAUCUGAUACCCUCCCCAGAUUUGAGAAGAUGUCCUUCUCACUACCACUGCAGGCGCUUGCCAACUUCCAACUUGUGAUAUCUGUUCCCGGGGAACAUCCUGUACCUCCAACGUUCGAGCUGAAGCCAUUACCACACAAUGCUCUCACAUCCGAUACACCAAUGUUCCCGACCAGCUUACAAGUUAGAGCACGGGAGACCGGUCAGGGAUUAACGUUUGAACUUACCGGCGACCACUCAUUCAACGGACAGUUUAUGUCUCCCCUUCCUACGCCUCCUGAGUCCCACUUGGGAUCGCCGUCCCAAACAUUAUUACAGAGCAUGGGACUCGAGAAUGACUAUUUCGGUGCCGAUCUUUCGGGGAGUUUCCCAGCAUGGAGUCAUUUCAAUGACUUGCCAGACGAUACUCACGCUAGCGCGUUAUUAUGCUCAUCUCUAUCAACAGAAACAGUCGAUUUGGCCACGAGAACCCUUCCGGUGUCCGAUUUCAUUUUGAAUCAUCAUUUACCAUUCCCGGACCCACCCUUCAACAACCUUCCAACCGGCAAACCGUUUCCUACCAAGGACAACACCGCCAGUCCGGAUGACUUCACAUCUCCAUUCACCUUCCCGACCUACUCCCCCCUCAGUCAUAACCUCUUGACACCCAUCGACUCUGGAACACCCAACCCAACCGAAUUUCCAGAAACACCCCUUCCAUCGCCCGAGUCCUCGAAUUCUCCUUCACCAAGGUCAUCCACGGCCCCGGGGACCGGUGGACCGGCUCGGCCGACAAGAAGUCUGAAACAACUCAAUCAAGUCGGCCACGUCCUUUCGCAUGCAGAUUCCCAGGCUGUGAACGAGUGUUCACAAGCAACUACACACGCGAAACUCACAUGCUGA